Ostreobium quekettii is the source of this 624-nucleotide messenger RNA. NCBI's taxonomy places the organism in Eukaryota, Viridiplantae, Chlorophyta, Ulvophyceae, Bryopsidales, Ostreobiaceae. The record is from the annotation of a GenBank genome assembly.
AUGAGCGCGAACCGGACAACGGCCGGCGAGCCCGGCGACAGCGUCGAGCAGCAGCAGCAGCCCGCCCUGUGCAUCAACAACUGCGGCUUCUUCUCGAACCCGGGCUGCGGGGGUAUGUGCUCGAAAUGCUUCCGCGACCUCGGCCACCGGCAAGACAAGCGCGACAAGGAGACCGUCCAGACCUCCGCCCGGGACGUCAAGCUCAUCGCGAAGGCCGGCGGCGACGCGCUGAUGGAGGAGGCCGACCCCGCGCCCGCGAUGCCGCACCGCCCGCAAAGAGCAGAGCCCGAGGCGCUGCCGCCUGGCGGCCAGAUCUGCCCCCUGCCGCCCGGCCCCGCGACCGGGCAGACUUCCGGCGGGCAGCAGGAGGGGGUGGAGGGCGCAUCGGGCGCGCCGUCGGCUUCCGGCGCGUGCAGUCCGCCCAGGAAGCGGCGCUGCACGGCCGACGCCUGUAAGAAGCGGGUCGGGAUGAUGGGGUUCAAGUGCCGCUGCGGGGGCGUCUUCUGCGAGGCCCACCGCUAUCCGGAGGCGCACGCCUGCGAGUUCGACCACAAGGCCUCCGAGCGUCAAAAGAUCGCGACCGAGAACCCGGUCGUGCGCGGCGACAAGCUGGACAAGAUAUGA